This is a messenger RNA of Cannabis sativa, 1042 nucleotides long. RefSeq names its product histidine-containing phosphotransfer protein 1. The transcript has 6 exons. Gene Ontology annotation, biological process: phosphorylation; cytokinin-activated signaling pathway; phosphorelay signal transduction system. Gene Ontology annotation, cellular component: cytoplasm; nucleus. Gene Ontology annotation, molecular function: histidine phosphotransfer kinase activity; protein histidine kinase binding. Bases 330 to 794 code for a protein of 154 amino acids. The record is from RefSeq and is a predicted model, not a curated record. Lineage: Eukaryota; Viridiplantae; Streptophyta; Magnoliopsida; Rosales; Cannabaceae.
GUCAAAUGAACAAGACCUGACUUUUUGUACUGUACUAUACUAUAUGCAUGUAUUAUAGCCAAUAUUAUUAGCCCACGCACCAAAGGCAGCUGGAAUCUUCAAAUUAAAGUAUUAUAUUCCUUCUCCAAACUCCAUUUGUUUUCUUUUUAUUUUUACCAAAUCUCUCUUUAUUAUACUGGGUACUUCUCUACUACUACUACUUUUCAUUUCUAUAUAGAAAUUAUAUUAUGAGCCAGAGCUAGUCCAUGCCCACAACAAGAUCAUUGAAGCUCAAACCCCCUACAUAAUACGGUUACUAAAUAUUUUUAUAAAUUGUCCUUAUAUAUAAUAUGGCUGGUUCUGGUUUGGUACUUCAGUUGCAGAAGCAGUUGGGAGAUUACACAACUUCACUGUUUAAUGAGGGUUUCUUAGAUGAUCAAUUUAACCAACUUCAGCAACUCCAAGACGAAAGUAACCCAGAUUUUGUGGUUGAAGUAGUUUCACUAUUUUUUGAAGAUUCUGACAGGCUUCUUAAUGAACUGGCCAAAGCUUUGAAUUAUCAGAAUACUGAUUUUAGGAAGGUAGAUGCCCAUGUUCACCAGCUUAAGGGUAGCAGCUCCAGCAUUGGUGCUCAGAGAGUUCAAAGAGUCUGCAUUGCUUUCCGUAACCACUGUGAGGCACAGAACAUUGAAGGGUGCUUAAACUGUUUGCAACAAGUGAAACAAGAGUAUACCCUUGUGAAAAACAAGCUUGAAACCUUGUUCAAGUUGGAGCGACAGCUUUUGGCAGCCCGGAGGUCAUCAUUUCCUAUGUAGUCUUAUCUGAUCACAUGUAGAUCCUCAUGGAGAUAACAUAUGACAAUCAUAAUCAUCACCAUCAUCAUCAUCAAGGGAGAGUAUAGUAAUUAGCUUAAUUAAUUUAUGGUACUUCUCCAUGCGUCUGUAGAUUAUUGUUAACAUAUAUAUAUAUUUAUAUUUAUAUAUAUUGUCUAGUAAAUAGUCUAUCCCAUAUAUCUAGUCUUGGCUGGUUGCUACUUAAUUUGAACUUAAUUAUUUGUGCAUCA